UGAAAACAUUACAAAUAUUUACAAUUUUUUUUUAUAAAAACUAAAUUGUCUUUGGUAACAUUUAAAAAAUGCACCAGGUACAUAAUUUUUUUUGAAGAACAAUGACUACACCUGGACAGUUUGGCCCAACAAUUCCCUUAAGAGCUGCCCCUUCCGAACAACAGUGGGAAAUCAUCAAACUCGACAUACAAUUCCUAAACUUCGCCCAUUUUGAACCAGACGUCGCUACGGUAGUGGCUGCUUCAGAUCCGAAAGCAGAAAAGGUGGUGUACGAAAAGAAAGAUUUGCUUACUAAAACCAUUCAUUUGAAGCAGAUAGAUUUUUGGUUCAAACAAGCUGGGGUUAUUUCUAAAGAUUUAACAAGAACUGACACUGGUUUGGCGUACAGUAAAUUUCAGGUGAAGGGUAUUCUUUUUGCGGAUUUUCUGACUAUGCUGGACGAUUUAGCGGCAAGCAAAGAAUUGUCAGUAGAAGAUAUUAAGAUACAACUUCAGUCGUGUGGAUUACCAGGUGCAUCCAAAACUGCUAAAGCUGGUACUUAACUGUAAUUACCCCCAUUGAAACUCGUAAAACAUUUUGAAGGACAUUAAACAUAUUUUUAACAGUG
Diabrotica balteata is the source of this 607-nucleotide messenger RNA. NCBI's taxonomy places the organism in Eukaryota, Metazoa, Arthropoda, Insecta, Coleoptera, Chrysomelidae. The record is from the annotation of a GenBank genome assembly.